Molecule: messenger RNA, 822 nt
Organism: Parascedosporium putredinis
Lineage: Eukaryota; Fungi; Ascomycota; Sordariomycetes; Microascales; Microascaceae
Source: the annotation of a GenBank genome assembly
AUGUCUAACCAACAACCGGCGCUCACUCUCUACGUGUACAAGGGUUCCUGCACGAUAGCAGCCCACAGUCUCCUCGCCCACAUCGGCGUGCCCUACAAGAUCGUCAUCCUCCAAAACGGCCCGGGCGGAAAUUCCACCAACAGCCGUAUCCAAGCCGCCGACGGGAGCCUCACGUACGAGGAUUUCCUCAAGAUCAACCCCAAGGGCUACGUCCCCGUCCUCACCAUCGGCGAGGGAUCCGCGCGCGAGGUCCUCACGGAGCUGCCCGCCAUCCUGACCUACGGCGCCCUGCUCGCGCCCGACCUCAACCUCCUCGGCACCGGCGUGUUGGGCCGCGCUCGGGUGGCGGAAUGGCUGGCCUGGGCGUCCGGCACGAUCCACACUCUCGGUUUCGCGGGCUUUUGGAGGCCCGGGCGGUUCGCGGAUGAUUCUAACCCCACCACCAUGAAGGACAUUCAGAAUCGAGCGGAGAAGACCAUUGUCGGUGCGUUUGCGCAGAUUGAGGAGAAGCUGAAGGGUUGCGAGUGGGCGGUCGGCGAUGCUUUGACCGUGGUUGACUUCAACUUGUACGUGUACUGGACCUGGUGGAUUACGGAGCGUCCUGAUGGCGAGGUCGCGGCCCAGCAUCCCAACUAUGCCAGGCUCGUUGCGAAGCUUGGGAACCCCGAAAGUCUCACAUUAGAAGCUACAAUCACCUACCACACGCCUCAGAAGCGACGCAUCGCGAUCUUCAUCGAGAAGGCUGCCAAGUCAUUGGUCGACCGUGCAGCCCAAAGUUGGGUUUCCAUGGGCUAUCCACCUGUGCCUACUGCACACAGAUAA